Vigna radiata var. radiata (mung bean) is the source of this 2694-nucleotide messenger RNA. RefSeq lists its product as uncharacterized. Gene Ontology annotation, biological process: DNA integration. The coding region runs from base 1 to 2694 and encodes 897 amino acids. Lineage: Eukaryota; Viridiplantae; Streptophyta; Magnoliopsida; Fabales; Fabaceae. The record is from RefSeq and is a predicted model, not a curated record. The transcript has a single exon. Gene Ontology annotation, molecular function: nucleic acid binding; RNA-DNA hybrid ribonuclease activity.
AUGGGAGACGAGAAGAGAAGGGCAGUGGAGGAAGAAGUGCGAAAACUAAAGGAGGCGGGGUUCAUCAAGGAAGUGACGUACACAACGUGGCUGGCUAACGUAGUAAUGGUGAAAAAGGCGAACGGGAAGUGGCGGAUGUGUACAGAUUACACAGAUUUGAAUAAGGCAUGCCCCAAGGAUUCCUACCCUCUGCCAAGCAUAGACACUCUAGUGGACGACGCUUCCGGACACAAAAUACUCAGUUUCUUAGAUGCCUACUCCGGAUACAAUCAAAUCCCGAUGCAUUCCCCUGAUCGUGAAAAGACCGCCUUCAUGUCAGAUCGAGCCAAUUAUUGUUACGAGGUAAUGCCGUUCGGAUUAAAGAAUGCGGGGGCCACAUACCAGAGACUGAUGGAUAGGGUUCUCGCCAAACAGAUUGGGCGAUGCAUGGACGUGUACAUCGAUGACAUGGUGGUACGGUCGCCCGAUGAGCAGCGUCACCUGCGUGACCUGGAGGAAGUCUUUGACGAAGUCCGGAGGUACGGGAUGAGGUUAAAUCCGGCAAAGUGCCCCUUUGGGGUAUCCAGAGGGAAAUUCCUUGGCUUCAUGCUGACGUCUCAGGGGAUUGAGGCCAGCCUAGACAAGUGCGAGGCUAUCCUGAAGAUGCCGAGCCCGACGACCUUGAAGGAUAUCCAAAGGUUGGUCGGACGUCUCACGGCUUUGUCCCGAUUCAUCCCGAAACUGGCUGAGCGGGCAAGGCCAAUCAUGAAGAAGAUGAAGAAAGAGGCUCUUAGCAAAUGGGAUAUGGAGUGCGAACAGGCCUUCGCCCAGGUAAAAGAGAUCUUAAUGAACCCGCCGAUAAUGAAUCGCCUGGAUGAGGGAGCGGAGUUGCACGUUUACUUGGGAGUUUCGGACACGACUAUAAGUGUCGUUUUAGUCCAAGAGCUUCCGGCACCAAAGUUGGUGUAUUUCGUUAGCCGCACGCUGCAAGAUGCUGAGACUCGAUAUCGACAGGUGGAAAAAGUUGCUUUGGCCUUGCUCCAUGCCGCACGGAGGCUGCGACCCUAUUUCCAGAGCCAUCAGGUGGUUGUCCGAACUAACCACCCAAUCUCCAAGGUGCUAAGGAAGCCCGACCUGGCCGGACGGAUGGUUGCGUGGGCAAUAGAAUUAUCCGAAUUCGGGAUGCACUAUGAACCUAGGGGUUCCAUAAGGGGGCAACAUCUCGCAGACUUCGCUGCUGAAUUACCACCGACGGGAAACGACCUUUGGAGUUUAUAUGUUGACGGGGCGUUUGGUAAGAAUGCAAGUGGGGCCGGCAUCGUCCUCGAGGGGCCAAACGGUUUCCUUUUGGAGCACUCCCUUCUAUUCAAAUUCAGAACAUCCAACAACCAGGCGGAGUAUGAGGCCCUGGUGGCAGGCUUGGAACUGGCCAAGGAUAUGGGAGCUAAGAAGCUGAUCUGUCGAACCGAUUCCCAGUUGGUGGUCGGUCAGAUGAACGGGAAAUUCCAGGUAAAGGAGGACCACCUCUCCAAGUACUUCCAUAAGGCCUCCGCAUUGAUGUCAGAAUUCGAAGAGGCGGAUAUCCGACACAUCCCCCGCGAGCAAAACACGAGGGCGGACAUGUUGUCCAAAUUAUGUUCCGGUAAGGACAAAGGCCAGUUAACAACGGUUAUCAGGCAGAUUCUCCUGCAGCCGUCCGUCGAAUGCCAUGCGAUUACCACGGAUGCCGCCAACUGGAGGGGGGAGAUUAGGGAGCUAAUGAAGAAACAGGACGACGGAUGCACCCUCCGGCCAGAAGAGACAAAAAGAAUAGCUCGUUUCCUGUUAGUAGGCGGCGACAUGUAUAAGAGGGGAUUCUCUACCCCCCUACUUAAGUGUGUGUCCCGAGAAGAAGCGCAGUACGUGAUGGACGAGCUCCACAACGGAGUUUGCGGAUUCCAUUCGGGGCAAAGAACCCUGAAGGCCCGGAUCCUAAGGGCCGGCUACUAUUGGCCUACCAUGGAAGAAGACUCCCGUAUUUUCACCAAAAAAUGUUUAUGGUGCCAAGCGCACGCCAAUGACCUCCGGGCCCCGCCCCAUCUUUUGCAUUUUAUCACAGCCCCUUGGCCUUUCUCCCAAUGGGGCAUGGACAUAGUAGGUCCUUUCCCGGUCGGUCCAGCACAGAAAAAAUUCCUCUUGGUGGCAAUCGAUUAUUUCACAAAGUGGGUGGAGGCCGAGCCUUUAGCCACUAUAACGGCCGGCCAAGUACAGAAGUUUUGUUGGAAGCUGAUUUGUAGGUUCGGCCUCCCUAAAACAAUCAUUACUGACAAUGGAAGACAGUUCAUAGAUAAGAAGUUGAGGGAAUUCUACCAAAACCUGGGAAUUAAGCAUGUGACGAGUUCGGUCGAACACCCCCAAACCAACGGGCAGGUAGAAGCCGUAAACAAAACUGUGGUGGCGGAGUUAAAAAGAAGAUUGGGGGAGAAAAAGGCAGCAUGGGUCGACGAGCUACCUGAAGUCUUAUGGGGAUACAGGUGUCACCCGCAUGGAACGACGGGGGAAACCCCCUUUAACUUGACGUACAGCAUCGAUGCCAUGCUCCCGGUGGAGUUGGGAGAACCGUCGUUAAGGAGGCAGAUCGAGGAUUUAGCUUUAAAUGAUCAAGAGCUCCGGGUCGAGCUCGACACGGUGGAGGAACGUCGCGACCGGGCGGCACUUCGUGGGAUCCGUCCCUAA